ACGCCGCAAGGCGACCACGUUCCCUCCCUAUUCUCUCCCAUCUCAUUAUCGGCGGCAACCUCAAUCAUUAACAGUUAAACUACUGGCCAAACCCGGCAAUAUAUACCCCUGCAGGCCCAUCUCCUAAGCACACCAUCAAAGUGCCUGUUCCUGAGCCAGCAGCAUCUGUCUCUUGCUUCAUCAGCUAGGCGCCCGGCCGCGCGGACCAGGCUCCAGGAGACCAAAAAUGAAGCUCUCGGUGGCAGUCCUCUGCGCGCUUCUGGCUGUCCAGGCGGCGGUGCUCCUCGCCACCGUGCCGACGUCGCAGGCCAGCGAGCUGGAGGUCGGGUACUACAGCAAGAAAUGCAAGGGCGUGGAGAACGUGGUGAAGUGGCACGUGAUCAAGGCGCUCAAGGCCAGCCGCCGCACCGGCGCCGCUCUCGUCCGCCUUCUCUUCCAUGACUGCUUCGUCAGGGGAUGCGAUGGUUCUGUCCUCCUGGACGCUUCCUACGACAACCCUCAUCCGGAGAAGGAGGCGCCGGUGAACAUCGGCCUCGCCGCCUUCGACCUCCUGGAGGAGAUCAAGGCCGCUGUCGAGAAGAGGUGCCCCGGCGUCGUCUCCUGCUCGGACAUCCUCAUCUACGCGGCCCGCGACGCGGCCAGCGUCCUCAGCAACGGCCACGUCCACUUCGCCGUCCCCGCCGGCCGCCUGGACGGCUUCGUCUCCAAGGCCGAGGAGGCCCAGGCGGAGCUCCCGGACUCCAACCAAGACGUGCAGCAGCUCAUCGACAACUUCGCCAGGAAGAACUUCACGGUGGAGGAGCUCGUCAUCCUCACCGGGGCGCACUCCAUCGGCCAGGGCCACUGCUCGUCCUUCACCGGCCGCCUCUCCGAGCCAUCGCAGCAGAUCACCCCGGCGUACCGCGACCUGCUCAACUACAAGUGCUCCCAGGGGUCCAACCCGCCCGUGGACAACAACGUCCGCGACGAGGACUACGACGUGGUGGCGAGGUUCAUGCCGGGGUUCACCAGCCGGGUGCGCAAGAUCCCCGACUUCCUGGACAACUCCUUCUACCACAACAACCUGGCCAAGAUCGUCACCUUCCACUCCGACUGGACGCUGCUCACGCACAAGGAGGCGUUCGGCCACGUCGUGGAGUACGCCGAGAACGCCACGCUAUGGGACGAGGACUUCUCGGACUCGCUGCUCAAGCUCAGCAAGCUGCCCAUGCCGAAAGGAAGCAAGGGAGAGAUCAGGAAGAAGUGCAGCGUCGUUAACCACCGCUUAUACUAAGCCUGCCAGAUGCCGUGGAAAUCGAAGAAAGAGGUCGUGCCAGCACAACACAUAUAUAUCAACCAUCGGAGAUCAGAAAGCCAUAAGGUUGCGCUUUUUUGUUUCAUCCAUUCUUUUGAUUAUCAUUCGUUUGUGCUACACUCAUCUUUUUGUGUAUUUCUCAUGCAUAUCUGUCAAACUGCAAUAAAACUUUGUUCCUGAUAUGUGC
This is a messenger RNA of Zea mays, 1481 nucleotides long. RefSeq names its product putative class III secretory plant peroxidase family protein. Bases 227 to 1273 code for a protein of 348 amino acids. Lineage: Eukaryota; Viridiplantae; Streptophyta; Magnoliopsida; Poales; Poaceae. Gene Ontology annotation, molecular function: peroxidase activity; heme binding. Gene Ontology annotation, biological process: response to oxidative stress; hydrogen peroxide catabolic process. The transcript is spliced from 2 exons. The record is from RefSeq and is marked validated.